This is a messenger RNA of Rhizophagus irregularis DAOM 181602=DAOM 197198, 1577 nucleotides long. Lineage: Eukaryota; Fungi; Glomeromycota; Glomeromycetes; Glomerales; Glomeraceae. The record is from RefSeq and is a predicted model, not a curated record.
AUUACAUCCUAAAUAACGAAAGUAAAAAAAGACUUUGUUUGAACAUCCUGGAUUAUCAAAAGAUUAUAUAAACUAGCAAACUAGUGUAUAAAACAGCCACAACUUUUCUCGCUAACGGCCUUUCACACGAUAGUAGAAAUCAAGCAAAAUUCUAACAAGGAACAAGCUGAAAUGACUGUUUGUAAGUUUUUCUUGGAGGGUCGAUGUAACUUUGGCUCAAACUGUAGAAAUGAACAUCCGGUUGACGCUCAACAACGUAAUAAUCGUUUUGGUACAGAUUCGAGUAAUCCACUGAGAGGACGAUUAGGCUUCCCAAGCACUUCUACAGAUUACCCUCCUAACAGAAUAUAUGAUGAUAAAUCUGUAAGAGCCGACUUAUCAAGAGACCGUCCUGAAUACAAGUACUCUUGUUACGGUCCGGCAAAAGAAGAACCAAAUUUAUUAGAGGGUACGGACUUCUCUGCCGAAGAAUUACGAGUACAGUACUAUAGUAUCAUGAGUACGAAUGGAGUGGACUCUGCAUAUCGUGCUGGUGUGAAAGAUCUUGAUGAACGUAUGCAAGGCCAAAUUGAUACUAUCCUAAGAGAUUUACGCUCUGCUCUUACUCGAUUUGAUACUAAAAGACAGCAACUAGCGCAACAACAAGCAUCUAGCGGAUUCGCAUUCGGUCAACCAACUCAGCCUCAGCAACAACCUACACCUCAACGGCAAGGAACAUAUGGAACUCCAGCUUUAGGUGCACCUACACAAACUGCUACACCUUCACCAUUUAGUUCAUCUAUUAACCAACCUAGUACACCUUCACUUUUGUCGUCGUAUAAUCAACCUACUGCACCUACACCAUCUUUAUUUGGAACGAAUCCUUCAGGUUUUGGAGCAUCUAAUUAUAAUGCUACUAGUUCGUUGAAUUAUCCGGUAACUCCAGCUCAACCAAGUCCUGGUUCGAUAUUCGGCGGUUAUCAACAACCACAGCAACCUCAACAACCUGAUCCCCAACAACAGCAAUAUUUACUUCAAAUGCAACAACAGCAAGAAAUGUUAGCACAACAGCAACAACAACAGCAGCAAAUGUUACAACAACAAAUGAUGCAGCAGCAACAUAUGCAGCAACAACAACCACCACAACCGGGAAAUACCCAAGGUACAAUAAACAAUCCACAAAUGCAAGCAUUUGCGUCAAGUGAAUUUGAAUUAUACAAAAUACCUGAAAUACCUCCACCUUCAGAUUAUAGAAGAUGAAUUCAAUCGUUAUUUCCAACGAACCUGUUAUCCAAAUUAUUAGAAUAGAUUGAAUUAUGGAUUGAAACUAAUUUGCAAAUUCAAGAGAAAUGAGAAAUGCAUUUGUUUUCUUUAUAUAUAUAUUACAAAAUGGAUAUGCUUUAUUAGAGUUUCACUCUAUCAGGAAUACAAACGGUUGGUGGUAAUGAAAUAUCAUGUGUGAUGAAGUUUAUCUUUACCGAUUUGUUUAUAAAAUAAAUGGAAAAGAGUGGUAAAGAUAAUUGGUGAACAUUUAUAUGUAUUGUAGUAGUUUUUUAAAACCACAUAUUUAAGAUUUAUAUUUGAAAUAUAAAAAAAUU